UGUCAGCAUUUAUAAAUUCUUCCCUGGGAAGUGCUGCUGGCAAGUUAUGUUUCAGACUUCCUUGCUUUUCUCUAUAGCGCUAUUUACAGACUGACCAGUGUUGGGGGAGAGAUUCUGCAGGUGUGAAUUUCUGCCUUCACUUUCUGUGGAAACCUGGAACAAUGAAAUAAAAUAACCUAGGCCAUUGUAUGAAAUGGAAUCCCAUUCAUUGCAACCCAAGCAUCUUGGAUCAGAUGAAAAAUCCAGAAAGCCAGACAACAAAAAAGGACCAAACGGAGAUGAACAGAUAGUCGCCGAGAUCAUGGGAAGGUGUUUCUCCCCUUCGCUGAUAACCACCCAAGCCUGGGAAGGGUUCCAUUUUGUUGGCCACAAGAUAAAGAUCACGGAAUCCACCGACUGCUAUGGAGCUGUCGUCUGGCCUUCGGCUCUCGUUAUCUGCCACUUUUUGGAAACUAACAUGAAAUCUUAUAACCUGGUUGACAAAAAUGUCAUUGAAAUUGGAGCUGGGACAGGCCUGGUCUCGAUAGUAGCCAGUUUCCUUGGUGCACGUGUGGUUGCCACCGAUUUGCCUGAAUUGCUGGGGAACCUUCGAUACAACCUUCUCAAAAACACAAAGACCAAAUGCAAGCAUGAACCCCAGGCAAAGGAACUGUUUUGGGGGGUCGACCUGGAGAAGAAUUUCCCCAGGGCCUCAUGCCAGUUUGACUACAUCCUGGCGGCCGAUGUUGUGUACCACCACCCUUACCUGAAUGAGCUACUCCUUACCUUCGACCACUUGUGCAAGGACAACACUGUCAUCAUCUGGGCCAUGAAGUUCCGACUGGAGAAGGAAAACCAGUUUGUGGACAGAUUCAAGAAACUGUUUGACCUGGAGGUUAUAGCUGAUCUCCCCAGCUUAAACAUAACCCUGUUUAAGGCAAAGAGAAGGCACAAAGCGAAAGGGCCUUCCCUUUUCCCACCCUGACUGCUGAUUAGGUGAUUGUCAAUGCAAGGGUCUCUUUUGUUAGCCAGGAUUAGACCAUUUCUCAUUGGAUUGCUAGGUUUGAAUGUAUGUUACUGGUACAGCACUCAAAUAUUUGGUGUCCGCUUGCAGUCUGAAAUAAUACAACACAUCAACAGAUUCACGAUGGUCCAUGCAUACCUUUGUUUGCACAGAUAAUGAGCCACAAUACAUACCUUUAUGUGUGCAGAUACUAAAGUGCAGGGUUAUUCAUAAUAUUGUUAUGAAUUUGGGGGAGGGGGCAGAUCCCCCAUAAUUCCUUAUUUAGUAAAUGGUAGAAUUUCGCUAACGUUUGGAGUAUUAAGAGAAGAUGUAUAAAUACAGUGUAAAAAAAAACAGGCUGAGCUAGUUCUCUUGUUCAGGAGAUUGGCUGAUAGAGGUGCCAACAAAGACAGGCGAUGGCAGAGUUCAUUACCCUGACGAACGGUGGCACAUUUAGCGUCAGACAAGAAAUGGGGUGGCAUCACUCCCACAGCUGGGUGUUAGUAGCAAAAGGCAAUAGCAGAGUUGGGGGGGGGGAAGUUCUGUUCUGGACCCAAUCUUCCUGAAGCUAUGAGGAGAUCAACAAGAGACACUCUUGGCAUGUAAUAUUCUGCACUCCAUGUAAACACAGGUGUAAAUAAACCAUACUUCUCAAAGAUG
Zootoca vivipara (common lizard) is the source of this 1642-nucleotide messenger RNA. RefSeq names its product methyltransferase-like protein 21E. Lineage: Eukaryota; Metazoa; Chordata; Lepidosauria; Squamata; Lacertidae. The record is from RefSeq and is a predicted model, not a curated record.